AUGUAUUUCAGAACAGCCCAUAAUGAACUAGAAAAAACUCGUCGUGCACAUCUACGAAAUUAUUUGGAUAUAUUGAAAGAUCUCGUGCCAAGUACCGCGAAUAAUUCACGAAAUACAACACUUUUGCUAUUGUCUCGAGCUCGUGACCACGUUUUGGUUUGUCCUUUUGUUUUUAUUUCCAUUUUUUUUAAAUAUUUAAAAAAAAUUUGGAAAAAAAGUCUAUUUUUAUCAUCGAAAAAGGAAAAACAAUAUCGACUCGAACUAAUUCGAAUUGCUAAAAUGGAAAUGAAAACAAGUGAUAACGAUAGCAAUAUUAGCGUUAUUACGAAUACUAAUACGGAUGAAGAACUAAGUCGGUCUGAUAGUGUAAGUACGAUAUCAGUCGUUUCGGAUGAUGAAAAUGAGCAAGAUCAACAACAACAACAAGAGCAGCUGCAACAGCAGCAACUAUUCGUCGAUGCAAGUAGUCCGGUUUAUUUCGAAUAUAGUCCUUCGAUAAAAUCCAUAAUUGAACCAAUGACACCAUCGAUGACAUUAUCACCAUCAUUAUCACCAUCCUCAACCUCAUCAUCAUCCUCAUCAUCAUCGUUGUCGGCAUCAUCGUUAUCAGCAUCAUCAUUAUCAUCAUCAUCAUUAUCAUCAUCGUCAUUCCCUGUACCACCUGUCGAUUUUUAUCUCGAUGGCCUUUUGCCUCCUUUACCUUUAUUAUAUCCUCGUGUCUCUAAUUAUCCUUAUUUUGCUGUCGCUUCUCAUUCUACUGCUGAUAAUCUCAUGACUCCAUAUUUCCUUAUUAAGGCUGGUAUUUUGUAA
This is a messenger RNA of Dracunculus medinensis (Guinea worm), 810 nucleotides long. Lineage: Eukaryota; Metazoa; Nematoda; Chromadorea; Rhabditida; Dracunculidae. The record is from the annotation of a GenBank genome assembly.